AUGGCGGGGCAGCGGCUAGGCGCGGGGCCGCUCUGGGCGCUGGGCGGCGCCGCCCUGGGGGUUUGCCUCGCGGGGGUCGCCGGGCAGCUGGUGGAGCCCAGCACGGCCCCACCCAAGCCCAAGCCGCCCCCGCUGACCAAGGAGACGGUGGUGUUCUGGGAUAUGCGCCUGUGGCACGUGGUGGGCAUCUUCUCGCUCUUCGUGUUGUCCAUCAUUAUCACUCUUUGCUGUGUCUUCAACUGCCGCGUGCCACGGACCCGGAAGGAGAUUGAAGCCCGGUACCUACAGCGAAAGGCAGCCAAGAUGUACACGGACAAACUAGAGACUGUGCCUCCCCUCAACGAGCUCACGGAAAUCCCUGGAGAUGACAAGAAGAGGAAGAAGGACAGUGUGGAUACAGUGGCCGUCAAGGUGGAGGAGGAUGAGAAGAAUGAGGCCAAGAAGAGAGAAGACAAAUGA
Messenger RNA from Lipotes vexillifer (Yangtze River dolphin), 459 nucleotides. It is a transcript of the gene TMIE, whose product is annotated as transmembrane inner ear. Gene Ontology annotation, biological process: sensory perception of sound; inner ear morphogenesis. The transcript has 4 exons. The coding region runs from base 1 to 459 and encodes 152 amino acids. The record is from RefSeq and is a predicted model, not a curated record. NCBI's taxonomy places the organism in Eukaryota, Metazoa, Chordata, Mammalia, Artiodactyla, Lipotidae.